AGACAGAUAGAUAGAGAGAGAGCGAGCGAGCGAGAGAGAGAGAGAGAGAGAGAGAGAGAGAGAGAGAUGGCGGAGGAGUCGGAGAAGGUGCAGGUGUCCGUGGAGCCGCCGCCUCCGGCAGAGGAGAAACCGGACGAUUCCAAAGCGCUCGCAGUUGUGGAGAAGUCUGCUUCACAAGAGACAAAAAGCGUGGGGAGCUCAAUCGAUAGAGAUGUUGCUCUGGCACAGGUCGAGACCGAAAAGAAACUGUCUUUGAUCAAGGCAUGGGAAGAAAGUGAGAAGACAAAAGCUGAGAAUAAAUCUCAAAAGAAGCUGUCAGCCAUUACUUCAUGGGAGAACUCAAAGAAGGCAACUCUAGAAGCAGAGCUGAAAAAGAUCGAGGAAAAAAUAGAGAACCAGAAGGCAGAAUAUGCCGAGAAAAUGAAGAAUAAAAUUGCUAUGAUUCACAAAGCUGCCGAAGAGAAGAAGGCACUGGUGGAGGCUAAGCGUGGGGAAGAGCUUCUGAAGGCAGAAGAAACUGCUGCAAAGUAUCGCGCUACAGGGCAGGCUCCUAAGAAGGGAUUUAGCUGCUUCAGUGCUUGAGGAGAUGAGGCAGAAAUCGAAAGAGUUCAUGAAGUUCAUGCAUCCUCUUCAUUAUGUUCUAUUUGUGGGUGUCCUUUUAAGAUUUCAGCUUGUGUUGUUGUAAAGCAUAUGUGGUGUUUGUAUAUUAGCAAUCCUAGAGAAACCAGUAAGGACAUGCAUGCAUUCUUGUUAUCUGUGAGAUUGAAUUAUACUGUAUUCUCAAAAACAUCUUUAUUCUUAUUAUUUGUCAGACAAUUCCUUUUCCACUGAAA
Musa acuminata AAA Group (dessert banana) is the source of this 833-nucleotide messenger RNA. RefSeq names its product remorin-like. The transcript is spliced from 5 exons. The record is from RefSeq and is a predicted model, not a curated record. Bases 67 to 582 code for a protein of 171 amino acids. NCBI's taxonomy places the organism in Eukaryota, Viridiplantae, Streptophyta, Magnoliopsida, Zingiberales, Musaceae.